This is a messenger RNA of Esox lucius (northern pike), 3087 nucleotides long. It is a transcript of the gene nudt5, whose product is annotated as nudix (nucleoside diphosphate linked moiety X)-type motif 5. Gene Ontology annotation, cellular component: nucleus. Gene Ontology annotation, biological process: ribose phosphate metabolic process; nucleoside phosphate metabolic process. The record is from RefSeq and is a predicted model, not a curated record. Lineage: Eukaryota; Metazoa; Chordata; Actinopteri; Esociformes; Esocidae. Gene Ontology annotation, molecular function: ADP-ribose diphosphatase activity. The transcript is spliced from 10 exons. The coding region runs from base 84 to 821 and encodes 245 amino acids.
AUUAUAACAUUUUUCUGAAGCGAGGAUUAAUUUUUCGUUGCACACGUAGGCGGGGUCAAACCUGGGCGCUGAUUUCACAGUUCAUGCAGCUUUACUUUACUUCUGACAAGAAACCACUGGGUCUCUACACAACAAAAUCAUCAUUCCGGUUCCCUGGGCACAACACUAACAAGAUGAGCAGCCCAAGCAAAGCGACCACCAUUCCACACGUUGUUAAAGAAGAGGUCAUUGCAUCAGGGAAAUGGUUGAAACUUGAGAAGACCACCUAUGUUGACCCUGUUGGAACCACAAGAAUCUGGGAGACUACAAAAAGAACAACCAGACAAACAGGCGCAGCAGAUGGUGUGGGGAUCAUUGCUCUCCUGAAGAGGACCCUCCACAAAGACUGUGUUGUCAUGGUAAAGCAGUUCCGUCCUCCAAUGGACUGCUGUACCCUGGAGUUCCCUGCAGGCCUGAUCGAUGAGGGUGAGAGUGCAGAGACUGCUGCUUUGAGAGAGCUAAAGGAGGAGACCGGUUACAAGGGAGAGGUGGUGGGAGUCACCCCGGUGACAUGCUUGGACCCUGGCCUCUCUAACUGUACCACACAGAUCGUCAUGGUAAACAUCAACGGAGAUGACAUGGAAAACACUGACCCCACGCAACAGCUUGGUGAUGGAGAAUUUGUUGAUGUUCUUCUUAUACCUCUUGAUGAAUUCCAGAAGAAAAUUGAUGACCUGAUGAAGAAGGAGAAGAUAGUGGUGGACUCUAAGGUUUACAUCUACGGCAUGGGGAUGUCCCAGGCCUUUUUCAAACCCAAUGAACUCAGAGUGCUCAAACAGUGAUGGAAGGAUAGGAUGAAAUAAUUGUCUAGAAGGAUGGGAAAAGAUUGAAAGGGCUUUAGGCUGCCAGUGCCAAUGCCUUUCUUGCUGUCUUUCCAGUACACAAACUAAACCAGGGAUGAGAAUGUCAACCGCAUGGCAGUGUUUUUGGGUUUAUUCAUUGCAAGCCUAAAUAUGGAUAAUCUGCGCCUUUGAAACUGGCCCUAUGUUUUGCAACAGAAACCGGUUAUCUUAAAAAUGAAUACAGAGCAAACGAAACGGAAAGGGACCUAUCAAAAGCAGAAUUGGUGGUUUUGUAACAGAAUCAGUGUCAUAAACACACGUUUUAUUUAAGUACAUGUAUUUAUUCAGCAAAAAAUAUAUAUUUUGAGAUACAGUCUCAAAGUCUGAUCACACCUACUCAUUCAAGUCCCCCGCCAUAUUGUAGAAUAAUCUGGAGAAAAUCUAUGAAAUAACACAUGCAAUGAUUUAGUAACCAAGAAAAGGGUUAAACAAAUCAAAAUACUUCAAAAAGGUAUUCACCUGAAAUGCUUUUCCAAAUGUUUUGAAGGAGUUCCCACAUGGUGAGCAAUUCCUAGCUGUUUUUCCUUCACUCUUUUUUCCAACUCCUCCCAAUUAAUCUCAUUUGGGUUGAGGUCAGGUGAUUGUCCUUGGUCAAAUAGCCCUUACAUGGCCUGGAGUUUUGUUUUGGGUCAUUGUUUUUUGGGAAAAAUCAUAGUCCCACUACGCACUAACCAGAUAUGAUGGUGAUUUGCUGCAGAAUGCUGUGAUAGCCAUGCUAGUUGCGUGUGUCUUGAAUUCUAAAUGCUUCACAGUAGGAGGCACACUUGCAAAGAUCAUCCACACUCUGUCUCACAAAGACUCAGCGGCUGGAACCAAAAAUGGGACAGAUUUCCUCUAGUCUAAUGUCCAUGUCUUGUGUUUCUUGGACCAUGCAAGUCUCUUGUUCUUAUUGGUGUCCUUUAGUAGUGGUGUCUUUGCAGCAAAUAGACCAUGAUGGCCUGGUUCACGCAUUUUCCUCUGAACAGUUUUUGAGAUGUUUCAGUUACUUGAACUUUGUGAAGCUUUUCUUUGGACUCCAAUCUGAGGUGCAGUUUAUUGCUGAUUUCUGAGGCUGGUAACUAAUGAAGUUAUCCUCUGAAUCAGAAGUAACUCUGGGUCUUCCGUUUCUGUGGUGGGUUCAGGAGAGACAGUUUUAUCAUAGUGCUUUUUGUGACUACACUUGGAAAAAAAAAAUCAGUUCUUGACAUUUUCUGGAUUGACUGACCUUCAUGUCAUAUUCUGAUGAUGGACUGUGGUUGGUGUUUGAUUAUUUGAGCUGUUCUUGCCAUAAUAUAGACUACUACAGUACAAACAUAAUGAUGGUCUGCUGUACACUCACCCUACCAUGUCACAACACAAAUAAUUGUCUCAAAUGCAAUUACAUUUUUAACAAGGCACUCACAUUAUUUGAAAUACAUUCCAAGGCAAAGGGUAGCUAUCAUCAAGGCAAAGUGUAGGUACUUGGAAGAAUCUACAAUAUGAAAUGCAUUUUGAUCUGUUUAACACUUAUUUGGUUGCUUCGUGAUCCCAUAUGUGUUAUUUCAUAGUUUUGAUGUCUUCAUUAUUAUUCCGCAAUGUGGAAAAUGGUAAAACUAAAGGAAUACCCUUGAAUGAGUAGGUGGUUUAAAUAUGAACAUAGAAAGCAUUCAGGUAGGUCCCUUCUUGUUUCAUUUGUUUGACAAAAUAUUUUGCAACACUUUGGAAUUAAUAGACCCCCUCGUUUUUGGAAUUAGGAGUUUAUUACCCUACAGAAUUCGGAGUUAAGCUAAAUCAUUUACUUUCUGAUGGUAGUAUCUUUCUGCCUAAAUUCUGCAGGAAUAGUCACAAUUAGAUGGGAACUUAGUGAUAUUAUAAUCUCUCUGAUAAUACCGUGUUACAAGUGGCCUGAAUAUAAUUCAAAUGGUGUGAUAAUUUACUGGAACAUUCCUUAUUCUAAAUGAACUGAUAAAAUUGACUGUAAAACCACUGCUGAGAUUACUGUUCUAUUAAUAAUGUGCCUUGGAAGAUGAUUAUUUUGCUAGACUGUUACUGUUCUUCAUGUGCACAGUCGGUGCAUUAAUAUCAACCUCCAACAGUUAGUUUACAUCAUUGCUCUGUUAGACAACUCGAUAGAAUUGUAGAUGUUGUCUUACUGGUAUAAGGCUGACAUUCAGAGGGCACAUUUUAUUCAGCAAUUUAUUUUAUUGAUUUGAUGUGAUCUCAAUAAACCAUGUUAUUGUGUAUACAG